Drosophila suzukii is the source of this 2098-nucleotide messenger RNA. RefSeq lists its product as uncharacterized. The record is from RefSeq and is a predicted model, not a curated record. Gene Ontology annotation, molecular function: DNA binding. Gene Ontology annotation, biological process: regulation of transcription by RNA polymerase II. Gene Ontology annotation, cellular component: transcription regulator complex; nucleus. NCBI's taxonomy places the organism in Eukaryota, Metazoa, Arthropoda, Insecta, Diptera, Drosophilidae.
AUUCAAGUGUCCAACGUUUGCCGGAGCGGUCGCACACAGAACGGUAGUCGGACGGUUGGCAGAUUCAGAUUCGCUCUCUGGUUUGCUCUCGCUCUCUCUCUCUCUGUGGCUUUCUUGCUCUCUGUGUACUGUUAGCGUAAGGCACUAGGCAUAGAGCAGAGGGCUCCCGAAAAAUAAGGAGCUCGCGAUACCGUUAGCCAAAGCACCGUUAGCAUGAAGGAUGUGAAAGUGGCGCGCGCAAUCAGCGAGUCCUCGACCACGUCGGAUAACACCUCCGAUUUCAUCGAGAUCGUCAAGAAGUACGAUGUGGUGUACAACAAUCACAAUCCGGAUUACAAGAACGUCGAAGUGAAGCUGAAGGUGUGGACGCAAAUCGCCGAUGAGAUAGGUCUUUCAGUGGAAGCCUCCAAACGGAAAUGGAAAAAUUUAAGGGACAGCUAUACAAAGUAUCUCCGCUCAUUUCGCGUGGGCACCAAGACGUCCAAGAAGUACCAGUACUGGGCCCAUGCAGACCACAUGGAUUUCCUUAAGCCCUUUCAGGGGCCGGGCAGAAACUCCGCCAAUGGGAACGGAAAAUCCAACGACGAGGAUGACACGGAAUGUGAUUUUGGCUACCAAGUUUUGGCCAAGGCGGCCAGCAAUGGAGGCGAGGAUGAAUUGAAGAUCACGAUUGCCACUGCAUCAGCGGGCUGCUCGUCCAUUGGAACUCACACGGUUAAUACUUAUACGACCGCUUUGAGCAGUACUUCGGCGCCCGCCUUGACAUCCAGUUUGGGCGUGGCCACGCCCCCGAAUAUGAUCUCGCCGGGAAGCAAUUUGGGCGGCACAGGAGGAGGAUCGGGAGGCGCUUCCGGAUCCGCAGGACCGCAAAUUCACAAUAGCAAUAGCAAUGGCAGCGCCACCGGGAGUCUCAACUGUGCUGCAGUGGCUCCGCUUAGUUCAAUGACACCACCUGCCACCAGUGGCUGCAAUUCCGCCGUGGUCCUGCCCCUGCCCAUCUCACCCGCAUCCUCAGCCGCUGCCGCAGCAGCUGCUGUCAGCAAGGCCAAUGCCAAUGCCCUGGCGUCGCUGGCCAACCACCUGCCCAUGGGCUUGGGUGUAGGCGGAUUGGCCCAGCAGAUGUUCCCGCUGGCCACGCUCAAGGCGGCGGCCGUGGCCGCUGGACUGCCGCUGCCGCCCACGAUCACUCCGCCGGGUUGCAGCUCCGGAAGCGGGCCCAACAGCAACGUGGGCUGCCUGAUCAUCGAACCGCAUCUCUUUGCGGCGGCGGAUAACUUCAAAAAGGAGCUAACGGCCGCUGCGGCAGCUGGAACACCUUUGGGAUUGUUCCAGAACCUGGCCAAUCAAGUGCAGAAUGCCAAUCGCUUGAAUGGCAACUGUCCUGGCGUUAAUUUACCCAUGGGCAAUCCCACCCCGCCACCACCACCGUCAGCGCCACCGGCUUCCAAGGUGCGAAGGGUGCAACCUUCGCCACAAACCACGGCCAUUAAUCUCAGCUGCUCGGGCGGAAAUUCCGGACAAAUGCAGCCACAGCAGCCGAUGCAAAUGCCACAAAUUCAGCAGCAACAGCAGGCGUCGCCUGCCAAAACGCGUAAGAUCUGUGAUCCGCGUUUCCCCAGCGAUUGGGACGUGUCCGCUGUGCUGCAGGCCAACCGGGAACUGGACGCCAAUACCCUGUUCUUCCUGAGUCUGGCGCGGCAGGUGCGUGCCAUGCCCAUGAAGUUCCAGUCGCUGGCCAAGAUGCGUUGCAUGCGAAUCGUCAGCGAUUUGGAGCUGGAGCUGGAGAAUUUUGACUGCAACGGGGGAGCGCCACCGCCAGAUGAUUCGGGCGGAGGAGGAGGAGCCGGGAAUCUUAAGUAUUGCAGCAUUGAUACUCCGCCACCGCCACCGCAGGAUGGCUCCGUGGUCAUACUCCCGCCGCCAGUUGGACCCGAGGGUUCCACGGAGCACUUUGUUUAUGUGAUGUCGCCGUCGCGGGUGGAGAGCAUGAUCGACAUCUCCUCGGACGAGGAGGCGACCAUGAACGGGGUGCCCUCCGCAGGACAGGUUUAAAAGUAUUCGUACAAGUUAUCUCUAAAUUAAAAUUAAAUUAAUCUCA